Molecule: messenger RNA, 1260 nt
Organism: Necator americanus (New World hookworm)
Lineage: Eukaryota; Metazoa; Nematoda; Chromadorea; Rhabditida; Ancylostomatidae
Exons: 11
Coding region: 1-1260 (419 amino acids)
Source: RefSeq, a predicted model, not a curated record
AUGAAUCUAUAUACUGCUGCCGGUGGUUUGUUUGAUACCCAUGUCACUUGGGAGGACAUAGAAGAGGAUAUGCAGAGGGAGCUAGAUACAGUAGCCUCAUUUGGGCCCAAUAAAACAGCUAAAAAUAUUGGAGAGGGUAAUGGUUUUAUGUCUAUAAUUGUCCUCAUUGAUGCUGAUUGGCAACAUGUGGACAGAGAUUUACCAGAUAAAUUCAUCGUCAAGAUCCCUACUACACUAGCUAUACAACGUUUUGCUGCGGAAGCUGAAAAAGAGAAGAACCUCAAUAGCAGUUUCAUCACUCACGAGUUUUUGACUGGCAUCGAACAACAGCAGAAGAAGGUUCACAACAGCGAAGUUACAGUUUACAAUCACAUAAUGCAGCUUCCUGAAGGAAAGUUGCCGCACGUAAAGAUAUUCUACAUGAGAAAGUUUUCGGAACACAAUCCAGUGAAAGGCUACAUAAUCAUGGAGUACAUGGAUAACAUUAAACCGAUUCACAUUUAUGAAAAUGUCAGAACGGAAGAUAUCGAGGAGAUUCUACGCGCCAAGGCUGUAAUGGAAGCUAUGUCAUUGAAGUUUACAGAAGAGGAAAGGAAAUCGUUAACCAUAAACACAUUUAGCGAGUUUUUCUCGCAAUUUAUAAAGAAAGAUACACUUGCACCCAUGGUAGAAGCGUUUCGACGACUGGACACUAGAUUAGCGGACAAAAUAGCAGGACUGGAAGAGAUUUUUCCAGACAACACAGAUCUUGAAUGGGCAGAUCAAUUGGCGGAUGAGUUAGGGAUGCAACGUGUUUUGUGUCACGGAGACAUGUGGUCUGUGAAUAUUCUGUGGAGGCAGAAAGGAGACUUUGUGACUCCAGCGGCACUGAUCGAUUUUCAGACCGCCCAUAUGGGCUGCCCUGCUUAUGACUUCACACGACUGUUUUCGUCAUGUUUGAGUGGAAAAGAUCGCCGCGAACAUUGGGAAGAACUUCUAGAAGAGUUCUACGGAUACUUGAAAGAGGAAAUUGAUGGCAUGGAAAUCCCAUACACUCUCGAACAACUUAAAGAAGCAUACUGUCGAAUCAUACCGAUAUGUGGUAUCAUGAUUGUUCCUGUUAUUGUGCCUCUGUUCGACAUAUUGUGCAACGAUCCCGACGAAGAACAGAAGAAGAAGAGUCUGGAUAUUGCGAUGGAGAAAACUGAAUGCCUGUUAGAUGACAUGUUUUAUUACCAUGAACGAAAUAUGAAGAGGAGAAGAGGAGAACAAACUGCAUGA